AAGUUUCUCUUUGGCAAAGAAAACACAGGUGUACCUCACUAGUUUUCACUUAUGGAGUUCUCGAGAAAAUCCCUUGUGAUCAAGACGUUGAUCUCAGCAAUAUUUCUAUUGGGAUUAUCGAGUUGGAGUGUAGCGGAGUUUCGAGUCGCCGGACAUGCGACGACGAGUACGACGAUCGAGUUUCCGGCGUUAAACUGUCGGAAACACAGUGCGGUUCUGACGGAAUUUGGUGGUGUUGGUGACGGCAAAACAUCCAACACGGAGGCGUUUAAAGCUGCGAUAGCAAAUCUCAGCCAGCUCGCGGCAGAUGGUGGUGGUGCACAACUUGUUGUCCCGCCGGGGAAAUGGUUAACUGGGAGUUUUAAUCUCACCAGUCAUUUUACUCUUUUUAUCCAUAAAGAUGCUGUUAUUCUUGGAACUCAGGAUGAAUCAGAGUGGCCUCAUCUUCCUGUUCUGCCAUCUUACGGGAGGGGAAGAGACGCCCCUAAUGGAAGGUUCAGCAGUCUUAUUUUUGGCACCAACCUCACAGAUGUCGUCAUUACAGGUAACAACGGUACCAUCGAUGGCCAAGGAGCUUACUGGUGGAAAAAGUUCAAAGAGGAGAAAUUAAAUGUAACCAGGCCUUACUUGAUCGAGAUAAUGUAUUCUAGUCAGGUGCAAAUUUCGAAUCUCACAUUGGUUAACUCUCCAUCAUGGAACGUUCAUCCCAUAUACAGCAGUGAUAUAAUUAUCCAACACUUGACCAUUCUUGCACCAGUUGAUUCUCCUAAUACAGAUGGAAUAGAUCCAGAUUCAUGCACAAACACUAAAAUUGAGGACAGUUUUGUAGUCUCGGGGGAUGACUGCAUAGCAGUCAAAAGUGGUUGGGAUCAAUAUGGAAUCAAGUUCAACAUGCCAACCAAGAACUUAGUGAUUAGAAGAUUCACCUGCAUAUCUCCUGACAGUGCCACCAUUGCUCUCGGGAGCGAGAUGUCAGGUGGGAUCGAAGAUGUAAGAGCCGAAGACAUCACGGCAAUCAACACUCAAUCUGGUGUGAGGAUUAAAACAGCUGUGGGAAGAGGAGCUUAUGUGAAAGACAUUUAUGUUAGGAGGAUCACAUUGAAUACAAUGAAGUAUGUGUUCUGGAUGACUGGCUCUUAUGGCUCACAUCCAGACCCCGGUUUUGACCCAAAAGCAUUACCGGUAAUCAAAGGGAUCAAUUACAGAGACGUUGUGGCUGAUAAUGUUACAUAUUCAGCAAGACUGGAUGGGAUCGAAAACGAUCCUUUUACGGAUAUUUGCAUUUCUAAUGUCAAUAUCAAACUAACUUCAAAGCCAAAGGAGUUGCAAUGGAACUGCACUCAUAUUCAGGGAGUUACUAACCAAGUGACACCGGAACCAUGCAACUUGUUGCCUGAGAAGGAGAUUGAUUGCCCCUUCCCUGAGGACAGGCUGCCUAUCGACAAUGUCAAGUUGAAGACUUGUUCGAUCAGCGGCAACUUCUGAUGUUAAAUUAUACUACUGCUUAUAAUGAACCACAGUACCACACCUACUUUAGCAUCUGAGAGAAAAUAAAAAGAGAGAUGUUUUGUCAACUUAUGUCAUCUAUGUUUAGCACCUGAUUAAUGUUACAUUUUAUAUAAGUUUUUUAUAUAUAAUAUAAUGCCCUUUAUAUCCUA
Gossypium raimondii (Peruvian cotton) is the source of this 1658-nucleotide messenger RNA. RefSeq names its product probable polygalacturonase. Gene Ontology annotation, molecular function: polygalacturonase activity. The coding region runs from base 52 to 1485 and encodes 477 amino acids. NCBI's taxonomy places the organism in Eukaryota, Viridiplantae, Streptophyta, Magnoliopsida, Malvales, Malvaceae. Gene Ontology annotation, biological process: carbohydrate metabolic process. The transcript has 6 exons. The record is from RefSeq and is a predicted model, not a curated record.